Messenger RNA from Mastomys coucha (southern multimammate mouse), 4271 nucleotides. It is a transcript of the gene Pdss1, whose product is annotated as decaprenyl diphosphate synthase subunit 1. Lineage: Eukaryota; Metazoa; Chordata; Mammalia; Rodentia; Muridae. The coding region runs from base 2801 to 3964 and encodes 387 amino acids. Gene Ontology annotation, cellular component: transferase complex; mitochondrion. The record is from RefSeq and is a predicted model, not a curated record. Gene Ontology annotation, molecular function: prenyltransferase activity. The transcript is spliced from 11 exons. Gene Ontology annotation, biological process: ubiquinone biosynthetic process; isoprenoid biosynthetic process.
CUGUAAUACCAGCAUUUGGUAAAAAUGCAGGAGGAUCAGGAGUUCAAGGCAAUCUUUGGCUACAGGGUGAGUUGAAUACCAAACUGGGCUAUAUGAGACCUUAAAAACAUCUUAAGGGGCAGAGUUGACUUUCAAAGAGAGUAAAUGAUAUAGAGAGGGAAUAGAAUCAGAAGUGGAAAAAUUAUUUUCACUGCCAGCCUCAGUGAGGCCCAGAACUGGUUGCACAGCUUCACUUUAAUACAUGAUUCUUUCCCUUUGAAAACACUGCCCCAAGGUAGCUCUAAAUAGAAUACAGGUUGAUUUGAAUAAAUACUGCCCUAAAUCUUUGCUGAGGACCUGAGGGUAUAAUUGAAUAAAUACUAUCUUGUGUUUCUGUGGAGCUAAGAGUUAUAGUUCAGUGGUAGGACACUUGUCAGUCAUUGGCAAAGUUCUGAGUUGAGCCCAAGGACUGCAAAGUAAAUAAAAAUAAAUAUGCUGUAUAUUGGAUUCUCACCCAAGUAACAUACAUAUAUAUAUGUGUGUGUGUGUGUGUGUGUGUGUGUGUUUAUAUUUUUUUUUCUUUCUAAGAGUAGUUAUGGAGAUAAAGAUGUCACAAAGUGGCCCAGCAAAAAUUUUUUUUAUAUUUUCACCAUGCUCUGUCCUCUAAAGAUUGCAAUUAAUAGUAUUUAAGCUACCUAGUGGCAGAGAGUGCCCUGUAUUAAUCAUGCAGUUUUAAUUCUUAGGUUGAAUAGAUGUAACUCUUCCAUUAAGAUGUCAUGUGCUAUGGCAGAAUGGUACACUAAUGGUAACCCAACACUUGAGAGGCCCAGGUAUAAGGAUCAGUUCAAUGUCAACUUGGGCUGUGUAAUAAGAUACUGUCUUAAAGCAUUGGUGGGAUGCAUGGUCCUUAUUUAUAUGUUCCAUAGUAAAGCAUUACAUUUGUAUAAAUGAACUACUUAAGGAGACCAAAAGAAGUAAGUAGAUUAUCUAAAGAGUGGCCUGUAAUCCUAGCUACUAUGGAGAUUGAGUCAGCUAGACUGUGAGAUCAAAACUAGCUUGUGCUACAUAUCAAGACGUCCAUCCCAAAAGGGAGAAAGUGGGCUGUCCUGUAGUAAAAUCAAAAGAGAGAGCUCUUGCUAUGUUGUGGGGACAUUAUAAUUUUUUAUAGCACAUCAAUGUUCUUAAUGAUUUAAUGAAUAGAUAAUGCAGUAGUAGAGACCACAAACCUCAGUCUUGUUGGCCACUGUUUAGCAAAGUCAACAUUUGUGUUCUUUUAACAGCUAAAGCAAUAUAUGGUUCAUUCAGGCAAAGUCAGAAAAUAAAUACCAAAAAUGAGUAGUAACUAAAGCAAGACCUCCCCCACACACACAUACACACAAUCCUAUUUGGUUCAAAAUAACUACUUUAAACUCUGGUUUUGUCUCUGUGUUUUACUUUUGGGUGCUUACAUAGAGGUUUUUAAUGAGAUGACAGUAUACACAGUUCUGAGGGUAUUUUUUGCUUAUAAUUGUAAUCAUGCUUGUCAGUCAGUUCUUCAUUCUUGACUUUUCUGGAAUCCAGGUUUAUAACUUUUAAAAUAAGUGGGUUGGUUAGGUCACUCUGUAAAAGCACCCAGUUGUCAAGCCUAAUGAGCUGAAUUUGAGCCUCAUGAUCCAAAUGGUGGAAGAAGAGAAUCUUCAAGUUGUCUUCUGACCUCCACACACGUGCCAUGCAUGUGCCUGUGUACAAGCAGAUACACACUAAAUAAAUAAAUGAGUAAAUGUGAUUUUAAGAACGGAGUUAUGGCUAGAUGUGGAUAUGAUGGUGCAUGCCUUUACUCUCAGCACUCAGAAGACAGAGACAGUAAAUCUGUGAGUUUGAGGCCAGCUGGGAAUACAUAGUGAGAUCCUGUCUAGAACAAACAAAACUAAUUAUGAAGCUCUGUGAAAGAAAAAAAGGUUUUAAAAUAUAACACUAUAAAACUUUAUUAUCAAGAAACACAGUUUAUUUUCAUAUUCAUCCUUUUUGUCAAGAAAUAUCUUCACAUAUUUUAUAUAGAAGCCUUUGCCAGACUAGACUAGUAAAUUAGUAAUUUUUAAAAUGCUUUCAUCCUGUCUUUAAGAAUAGUAAUAUAUGAGGUAGAGACAGUAAAAGCACUAUUCUGAAAGACCUGCCUUCAAUUGCCAGCAUCCACAUGGCCUAUAACUCCAGUUCCAAGGGGUUCUAAUACCCUCUUCUGGUCUCCUUGGCACUGUACAUAUGUGGUGCAUAGACAUAUUGGGAGAAGUUGGCCAAGUUGCCUCCUGAUUCUCCUGCCUCCUGAUCUUUCCAGGAGAAGCGAAGCAAGAAACCAGGGAACUGGAGGCAACCAAGCACUUGAAUGCAAUAUGCAUGACAAGACUCAUUUUUAUUAUCACAGUUCCUUUGAUAACAGGAGCUUACAGUUAAGCAGAGAAUCCUGCUUCACAGCCCUGUAUGUUCAAGAUAAUAUAAAGUACAACAUCAUUUAUCUUCUGAAAAACAUCUGAGAUAUAGGAACAUCAUUUAUCCUAACUAUCCUCUAGAAAUUGAGGAAGGCAAUUGUUGGCAUUCCAGAUUCCCUUCUUGAAAAAUACCAACAUUGGAUGUUCCUAUGCCUGUGUCAUAAAUUCAUUAUAUCCCUAUAUAAUCUUGUCAAACCGAAAUACAUACAUUCAGCCUAAACACCCAUGCACAUAAAAAUAAAUCUCUCUUUUUUUAAAGAAUAGUAAUAUUAAUUGUUAGAAUCAGUAUUUGUUACUACCACAGAAUUGUUUAGAAAUGUUAAACUGUAAUUCUUUGAUAGUCUCUCUUAGCCUUUUUUAUGUAUUCCAGGCUGACCUUGAACUUGUCCACCUGCUCCCUUGACCUCAAAGUGCUGAGAUUACAGAUACCCUAUUUUAGUCUUAUGAAGAUUUUAACAUCUGCCUCCCCAAAUAUGCAUAGUAUAUCACAGUUUCAUCAAAGGACACCAGCAAGGUGCUGUUGUAGUCAAACUCAGAGUGGUGAGAAAUACAGUGAUCCUUUUAAACUUGGCUGGAGAGACUUGAAAGGUCUGUAUGAAGACAUUAGAAAGGAGCUGCACAUCUCCACCAGAGAACUGAAGGACAUGUCUGAAUACUACUUUGAUGGCAAAGGAAAAGCCUUUAGACCGAUUAUUGUGGUGCUAAUGGCCCGAGCGUGUAAUAUUCAUCAUAAUAACUCCCGAGAUAUGCAAGCCAGCCAGCGCUCCAUAGCCUUAGUUGCAGAAAUGAUCCACACUGCUACUCUGGUUCAUGAUGACGUUAUUGAUGAUGCAAGUUCUCGAAGAGGAAAACAUACAGUUAAUAAAAUCUGGGGUGAGAAAAAGGCUGUUCUUGCUGGAGAUUUGAUUCUUUCUGCAGCAUCUAUAGCUCUGGCACGGAUUGGAAACACAGCUGUUGUAUCUAUGUUAGCCCAAGUUAUUGAAGAUUUAGUGCGUGGUGAAUUUCUUCAGCUAGGGUCGAAAGAAAAUGAGAAUGAAAGGUUUGCCCACUACCUUGAGAAGACCUUCAAGAAGACUGCCAGUCUGAUAGCCAACAGUUGUAAAGCAGUCUCUGUCCUAGGUUGCCCUGACCCAGUAGUACAUGAAAUUGCCUAUCAAUAUGGGAAAAAUCUUGGAAUAGCUUUUCAGCUCAUAGAUGAUGUAUUGGAUUUCACCUCAUGCUCUGACCAGAUGGGCAAGCCAACAUCUGCAGACCUGAAGCUAGGCAUAGCCACCGGCCCUGUCUUGUUUGCUUGCCAGCAGUUCCCAGAAAUGAAUGCUAUGAUAAUGAGACGGUUCAGUUUGCCAGGAGAUGUGGACAGAGCACGACAGUACGUAUUACAGAGUGAUGGCGUGCAGCAAACAACCUACCUCGCCCAGCAGUACUGCCACAAAGCAGUGAGAGAGAUCAGGAAGCUUAGACCAUCUACAGAAAGGGACGCCCUUAUUCAGCUUUCAGAAAGUGUGCUCACCAGAGAUAAAUGACAGUUCUUUCUGUUCUUUCUGGCAGCUAUUUUACCAGACUGUGCCUAAUGAAUUUUGUGAAACACUAUUUGCUUCAUGUGCAGAAAACCAAAAAUCAUUUUAAAAAAUAAUUUCAACCUUAUUGAUGGGCAAUUUUUUUAUUGGCAAAGUUUUUCAGAAAACUUUUUAAAUGUAAUUAAACCAGUGUCAUUAUAGUCCUACAAAUUCUAAUCGAGGUAUCCUGAUGGUUAUAUGUGGUAUUGUUUACACUGUUAAUGCCCACAUGUAAAGCCAUUACACAAAUAAAUAAUCAACGUUAAAAUUCAAA